This is a messenger RNA of Doryrhamphus excisus (bluestripe pipefish), 3434 nucleotides long. Its product is annotated as E3 ubiquitin-protein ligase SH3RF3-like. Lineage: Eukaryota; Metazoa; Chordata; Actinopteri; Syngnathiformes; Syngnathidae. Gene Ontology annotation, molecular function: metal ion binding; protein binding. The record is from RefSeq and is a predicted model, not a curated record.
GAUGGUGGUGGUGAUGAUGAUGAGAGCGUGACCUCAGCGCUUCCAGCACAGCCGUGGGAGAGACACGCUUGCUUGCCAGCACACGGGAGGGACAGACACACGGAGAGGGAGACACGGUGGAGACGACCCGGGAGAGGAAAGUGCAAGACGACGCGCGUGGGGCGUCCCUCCACUGCUCCGCGUCGUCUCUCUUACCAGAAUGUUCUGCGGUCCAUUUCUCCGCCACGAGAACCAGCCGCCGCGGCGUCUCCACGGAGCCUGAAGCCCAAAUGAUCACCCUCUCCGCCGACAUGGACGAGUCUUCGUCGUUGCUGGAUCUCUUGGAGUGCUCGGUGUGCCUGGAGCGCCUGGACACUACGGCCAAGGUGCUGCCGUGUCAGCACACCUUCUGCCGCCGCUGCCUGGAGAACAUCGUCAGCUCCCGGAACGAGCUGCGUUGCCCCGAGUGUCGCAUCCUGGUGGACUGCGGUGUGGACGACCUACCGGCGAACAUCCUACUAGUUCGCCUGCUGGACGGUAUCAAGCAGCGGCCUCAGCGAGGGAGCAUCGGAGCGGGCAGCAGGCAGACCUUAGCCGGGGGCUCGCUGCAGGGGUGUGCAGCCGGGAUAUCUGCGCCUCCUGCGGGCAGCGCCAUCAGAGAGCUGCCCGUCGCUACACGGAGCUCUCCAGUAAAGAACAUCCCAGCUCUGCCUUGUGGGAAGGCCCUCUACUCCUACGAGGGCAAGGAGCCGGGGGAUCUGCAGUUCUCCAAGGGUGACAUCAUCAUCCUGCGACGUAAAGUGGAUGACAACUGGUACCACGGGGAGCUAAACGGCUGCCAUGGCUUCUUGCCCGCCAGUUACAUCCAGCUGCUGCGCCCCCUGAGUCAGACUCCACCUCAGGGCAAAGCGCUGUACGACUUUGAGGUCAAAAACAAAGACCAGGAUAAAGACUGCCUGGCUUUCAGCAAGGAUGAAGUCCUGACGGUAAUCAGGCGAGUGGAUGAAAACUGGGCAGAAGGCAUGCUGGGAGACAAGAUUGGCAUCUUCCCCAUUCUCUACGUGGAGUUAAAUGAAACCGCAAAGCAGUUAAUGGAAAUCGACAAGCCGACAACGACCAACGUUCCAGGUCCGAGUUCUGAUCCGUCGCCAAUGGGUCCCUGCUCCCUCGGCCCCUCCCCCAGCACAUCGCCAUCCAACGGGAAUGGCUCGGGACACCGGAGAGGCGAAGGGAAGAAAAAUGCCAAGAAGCGACAUUCCUUCUCAGCUUUGUCCGUCAGCCAGCGAGCGGCCCAACUGAACAACAGACAUAGUAUGGAGAUCUCCCACCCGGUCCUCAUCAGCUCCUCCGACCCCAGGGCGGCUGCUCGCAUCCAGGAUGCAUCCUCCCCAGGUCCCUCUCCCUCCUCGGCAGGGGUGCUGGUGCCCCCAAAAGUGGCAUCCAUAACCUCUGAGCUGCUGGCCCAUGCAAAGGUGCAGCUGCCUCUCAACAUCUACCUAGCUCUUUACGCAUACAAGCCACAGAAGGCUGACGAGCUUGAACUCCGGAAAGGGGAGAUGUACCGGGUGACGGAGAAGUGUCAAGACGGAUGGUUCAAAGGUACCUCGCUGAGAACCGCAGCAUCGGGUGUCUUCCCUGGAAACUACGUCACGCCAGUGUCCAGGGCUACAUUCGGAAGCGGUGCUACACGCGGAUCGUGUUUAUCCAGUCCAGCAAACGGCGGCGGAUGCAGUCAAGCUGGGGGUAAAAUCUCAGAUCCUUCUUCUCCAGCGUCUCCGGGGCCAUCUUCAUCCCGUCCUUCAACGCCGUUGGUGAACUCGGUCAGUCCUGCUUCUUCGCCGCAGACGGCGGCAGCGCAGUUGAAGAACUGCUUACGCUCCGGCCAGCAUUCCGUCAACCAGACUCGUACGUCAAUGCAGCUGGUCCACAGUUCCCCUGCCGGAAGCCCAGAGCGUCCCACGGUGUCUAUAUCAUCCCUGCGCUCUCAGAGCUCCUCCCCGUCACGUUGCUCCAGCCAAUCGGGUCGCCCUCUCUCCAUGACGUCCCCGGGACCCAGUUUGGGACCGUCGCCCCUGUCGUCCCCCGCGUCACGGCCUCAUCUGCCCCUCUCGUCGCCUCUGUCCUGCCUCACGCCGCCUAAUGUGUCAGCGGUGCUUCUUAACGGGGAAGCGGGUAGCCCCCUUCAACCGCCCUCACCAGGCCCCUCGCACGUAUCUUCCCCUUGUGCCCCCAAAACGGAAAAGAAGGAGAGAAAAUCAGGAGGUCUCUUGAAGCUCCUGUCAGGGGCGGCGGCCAAGAAGAAACCUCGCUCGCCUCCUUCCUCCCCGCCCACCUACGACCCUUCCCAAGGCGCCGUGGCCACCGACGUCGGCCACCAUCCUCACCACCACCACCAUCAUCACCACCACCACGCCCGCUCGGGGUCCUGUCCCAUGGCCUCUCAGGGGCGGGCCGGCUCCUGUCCGGUGGAGAUCGACAUGGCGGGGGCCGUGGGGUUGGAACCCCUGCACAGGAAGUCGGGCUCCUUAGAUACAAACUUUCCCAUGUCGCCCCCUGCAACGCGAGCCAACAGCGUCUUGAUGGUGCUACGACCCGAACCCAAACCCUUGUCCAGGGAGAGGUACCGUGUGGUGGUGCCCUACCCGCCGCAAAGCGAGGCAGAGAUCGAGCUUCGAGAGGGCGACGUGGUGUUCGUGCACAAGAAGCGUGACGACGGCUGGUACAAAGGCACCCUGCAGAGGACGGGACAGACCGGCUUGUUUCCCGGCAGCUUUGUGGAGAGCUUCUAGAACACACACACACACACCAUGUUUCGCUUUUCCAACCUGCCUUAAAAGGAGAUGCUCACCUUCAAAAAUGUCCUUUGACGGGAUCUCGCAGGAGUUCCUUUUUGAAAAGACAGUAGCACAAAGACGUCCGACUCCCAUCACAGCACAGCAGGAACUGACCAGGAUGAAGGUUCCCACGCUUCCCCCAUCCUCUAAAGCACAGAAAGAAAAGCUUCCCAGGUGUCGUCCACCAGCUUCAAACUGCGACCUCAGAACUCCUCUUCCUCUCGGACCCAAACAGGAUCGUCGUGUUUGUGGCAAUAAGCACACCGUCGCUUCUUUUUCACGUGUUAACGAUAAAUACCCGUUAUGUUUUCCUCUUGUUUUCUUUAUUUUUGUUUCUAAAUGUUCGGCUCGAUAUCUGUGUUGUCCCAAACUUGUCACGCUGUGAUCUGUCACUGGAUUUGUUUUUUUUUGUAGUAUUAUUAUUAUUAUUUGAACAAGAAACGGUGCAGUCAUUUUUGAUAUUUAUUACAAAUGUAUACAGCCGCCUUUUAUUUCAUGUUUUUUCACGCACACGUCGGCUUCAGGUGAGGGAAAAAAAAUGUCUUGAAUGUAAGAAAAGUCUCGAUAUUCAUGAUUUGUUACGAUGCACUCAUGCAGAAUCUACUAAAUGUGAUGAUUAUG